AAUAGGAGUUCGGGGCCGCCCCGGAACUGGCUCCGCCAGGUCCUGGCGCCCGCAUCCGAAGGCUGAGAUUUCCGGCAGAACGUACGAGAUUUUGCGUGGGAAAGUGGGAGCCCCGCGGGGAGGGGACCCCGAGGCACCAGAGCUUGCCCGCCUCGCCGGCUUGUUCGGGCGCCAUGCCACCCCCAAACGUUCCUCGGGUCUACUGUGUGCCUGGCCGAGCACCAGGCCGGGAAGGGACCCGCAUCACGAGUGGGCGAUGUGAGCUUGUGCUCGGGGCGCUGGGGAGACCGGAAGGCUUCCUGGAGGCGGUGACUCUGCAGAACCCUAAGGGGUACAUUCAUUCAUUCAGUGAAGGAGUAUUUAUUGGCGCCUACUGUGUGCCAGGCAUUCGGGGCUGUGCGUCCCAGUGCUUACGAUUUAUGCCAAAAUUUCCAGGGGCCCCCUUUCCAAGUGUGCGCCCAUUCAACAGAGAGAUGCCAGGCACACCGGGCAAAGACGCCAGCGGCCUCCGCCUUCUGGACCCCCACGAGCCUCGGUGAGGGCCUGCAAACGCUCCCGCCCGCUUCCGCACGCAGCAGGGGCAGCGUCCGGACACACCUCCCUGCGCCCCCCAGCCGGCCGCGGCGCGGGACUACAUCUCCCAGCAUGCCCCCGCGGCCCCGAGCCAGGCGAGGCUCGGUGAGUCAGAGCCGCACAGUAAAUAUUUGUAUUAGCCGGAGCCGGCUCGCUAAUGGUGGACGCGUGAGGCGGAGGAGCGCGGCGGCGGGAGGCAGCGGGCAGCGCGGCGGCGGCGCCAUGUCCGUGAACAUGGACGAGCUCAAGCACCAGGUCAUGAUCAACCAGUUCGUGCUGACGGCGGGCUGUGCGGCCGACCAGGCGAAGCAGCUGCUGCAGGCGGCCCACUGGCAGUUCGAGAUGUGCACUCCUGCCAACACCCCCGCCACGCCCCCCAACUUCCCUGAUGCCCUCACCAUGUUUUCCCGUCUCAAGGCUUCCGAGAGCUUUCACGGUGGUGGCAGUGGUAGCCCAAUGGCCGCCACGGCCACAUCCCCCCCGCCGCACUUCCCCCACGCCGCCACCGGCAGCUUCGCGGCCCCGAGCUGGCCUACUGCCGCCUCGCCCCCGGGGGGGCCACAGCACCACCAGCUGCAGCAGCCGCCCCUGUGGACUCCGGCACCUCCCUCCCCAGCGUCAGACUGGCCACCCUUGGCCCCCCAGCAGGCCACUUCAGAACCAAGGGCCCACCCUGCCAUGGAGGCCGAGAGAUAA
Molecule: messenger RNA, 1269 nt
Organism: Leptonychotes weddellii (Weddell seal)
Lineage: Eukaryota; Metazoa; Chordata; Mammalia; Carnivora; Phocidae
Source: RefSeq, a predicted model, not a curated record